AAACUACGGCGCGCGGGACCCUCCUGCCCGGCCCCUGAGCUCCCGGCCCGGGAGGUUAGUCCCGGGCCUCCCGACCCCCCGCAGCCUCAGCGAGCCGACGGGCAACGCUCGGGGCGGCCGGUCAGCGCACUUGAAGAGCCGUGGCCUGACCCGGUGUUCUGGGCGGCGCGAGUAUUCAGACAUACAGUUAUUGCCAUUUUACUGCUAUUCACUAAUGCCUGGGUGGUUGCAAAGAUGGUGACUGCAGAUGACAGCCAGUGGGAUGAAACCGUCUGUGACAUGGCUGUUUGCCAACAUCCACAGUGCUGGGACACUAUAAGGAGGAUUGAACAGGGACAUCCUCGGGUCCGUUUAAGAAACUUUGACUCACUCUGCAGGGCUUCUUCUUUGGAAAGCAAAGAUGAAUUACCAACACUGAAGAUAAUAAACUUCCCCAGCAAUUGCUCUCCUCGAGGAAGGAUCAGAUGUUCCAAUUGUAACAGAACUAUUUCCACCUUUGCUGCACUUGAGACCUCUUUCUCUCCUUCUCUGUAUGAUACUUCAGUCUAUGACUUCUCUGACCGAAAUUCUGAAGUCAGGUGAAUUGUUGCUGAGCUCCAAUCUCUGGAUGACUUUUGAAGGUUGUCAGUAUUCCCAGGACUAAGAGUCUGUAGCAGAAUGGUGGCACCCUUGUUUUUCUGAUAGAGGCUGAGAAGAAUAUGAAUGUUUUAGAGAUUGGAAUUGCCAUGGGACAUGGAGCAUGUCACCAUCUGUGUUUUAUACAUUGCAGAGCAAACUGUUAGCACUUAUGGCCCUGAUUCUGUAAAUAAUUACACAUAUGAUGAACUUUACUCAUGUGAGUGGACCCACUGAUUUCAAUAUUAAGCGCAUGCAUUAGUUUGUACGAUCAGGGCUUAAAAAUAAAUGUAUUUAAAAGAUUGCUCUUCUAGAAUGUAGAAUACUUUGUUAUUAAAUAUUCAUAUUGUUCAUACCAGUGCCAGGUCCCCAUUGUGCUAGGCACUGCACAAAUCCACAGAAAAACAGUCCCUAACACAAAGAGCUUACAACGUAGACCAAAAAAACAAACAAACAAAUUGAAAGGUGUGGAAAAGGGAUACACAUACAAUCCAAGCCCUUGAUCUGUACAUGCUAAGCUUUAUGUACUGAGAGUAGUUCCCAUUGACUUCAAUGGGACUACUUGACUGUGUAAAGUUAAGCAUGUGGGUAACUACUCACAGGACCAAUGCCCAAGACCCGGUUCUGUCACCUUUCCUCAUGAUGAGUAGUACCUUACUCCACCAUGAGUAGCAGUGGAGUAAGGUAUCACUUUACACCCAUUUCUGCUAUCUCUGUUCAUGUUAAGUGAUUGUGGGCAUGUGUCUCGUUAGUUCCAUGUUGUGUCUGUACGAUGAUGCCCCUUGGAAGAUUGUUGGCAGCAGGGUCAAACCUCUUGAUCUAAAAGUCUGAGUCUCUGAUGUGUGAGCUAAAGAGCCAGCUUUGCUACUUCAAAGCCAGUGGCAAACUCCUAAAACCCUAUGAGCGACCCAGCCACUUGAGAGGAACAGAGCUAUUCUGUGUAAGUGUGGGUUACCUGCUGUUCAUGAUUUGUUAGUGGUAUUUUUUAAAAAAAAAUACAAUAAAGCCUCAUCCUUUCCCCUCUGCUCUGGUGUUCAUCUUGCUCAUUUCCUUUUUGUUUUAAUUACCGAAAUAAGUACGAUUUAUUUAAACUUGGUGACAUCCCUUUUAAAAUUGGAAUUUUCACGCUUACCUUGGCAUUUCCUAAUUUUUGAAUGCUUCCCCUGUCAAGGUCAGGGCAAGGUUAACCCUUAUUUUUCCAUGGAUUUCCUUUCUCCUUUCAGAAAGCGGGAAAAAAAAACACCCAGGAAGGAAGAUAAUUUCCAGUGUAAUCUGCAAGUUUCUUGAUCUGGAAUGAGCUGGCUUGGCCCUCCCAAACACUGUCCUCCUUAACUGAGGCCUUCUAAACUUAGCCCAACUGUGACCAAGGCCUCCAAAUCCAGCUGUUUCAGCAUCAAAGUUUAGAUCACGUUAGCCAUCCAGAGUUUAUAUCAAUCCAAAGUUUUAGUGCUUCUCAGAGCAUCAUGGCAAACUGCUCUACCUGUUGAGAGGGAUCGUAAAACCCUGAAAUUCUACUAGAUGGGUGGAAUUUUUUGUAUGAUAUACAAAAGAGAAUACAAGGCAGCUGCACCAAGACAGAGAGUAAAGGAGGAGCUGUCCACUGUAACUGAAUUUCCUGAACAUCUUGAGUGCUUGCAUUAUUGCCAUUGCAUUAAUGCUAGUUGUGUUAACUGUGCCUAUAAAGUUCUUUGAAGAGGAAAAGCUCAGUGUAAUAGAUUAAUAGAUUCUAAGGCCAGAAUGGACAGUUGCGAUCACUAGUCUGACCUCCUUUAUAACACAGACCAUAGAACUUCCCCAAAAUAGUUCCUAGACCAGAUCUUUUAGAAAAACCUCCAAUCUUGAUUUUAAAACUGUCCGUGAUGGAGAAUCCACCACUUGAGCCCUGCAAAUCUGCUUGUAUCCACGGAGCAUGUUUGCAGAUCGCAUGCAAUGCAAAUUUUGUAUCCACGCGGAGCUCUGUCUACUACAACCUUAAUAGCAGAUAGUGUCCUUUGCAUGCUGUUAGUUUGUAUUGUUCUCACUGUGAUUUUGGUUUGUGCCUAUAUUUCAGUUCAGAAAGAACUCAUUUCCCAGGACUGAACUCAGUGGUAGGGUCACACACGAUCCCACAGACAGAGAUGAGCUUCACCAACUUGAAUAGAGUUGGAAAUCUCCAAGUGAUGGAUCUCAGUGAGGUUGCUGCUCCCAAGCAGGACUACUGUCCAGACAGUGGAAAUUUGAUUGUUCAAUGGGUCCCAAACAUACACAGAAAAUCUCAGAGGCCUGACAUGGAAGCAGUAACAGAACUAAAGCCUUUAAGAAGAGUAUGUGUUAAAAACCUUGCUUCUGAAAAUCUCUUUUCCCUCAAAGAACUGCAAAGCAAAGGAAGAGAUCUUGACAUUGUGAGCUUCUUGGAGGUUUGCUGGUGGACUGGCCUUGUGCCCAGCCAAGUGCUAUACUGCAGGGAUGACAAACAGACCACUGUAAAAUGGGCAAAUGCUUGUGCCUUCUGGGAGUGAGGAGGGCUAAGGACUUUGCUUUCAGGCAUUGCACACACAUGCCUCUGGGUAUAGAAUUCCCAGCUCAUGGAUGGGCAGAGAGUUGUGGAGGCAGGGUGCUCACUCAGCCCCAGUAAGAGAGGUAUUGCUGCAUGUCGCUCCACAGCAAAUGACCAAGCCGCAGAAUUGCCGCAUUCCAAAGAUGUCCCAUCCUGCUGGGAUGAAGACACGAACAGGGAUAGGGCUAAAGGCAGGAUAGUGGGGGGUGUAGGAAAUCCCCACUAAUACCUGUGCCUCAUCAGCUCUCCUUACUGCACACAAUGGUAUUUAACAGGUAGCUUGUCUUUUUAAAAACACGCAUUCAGCAAUAGUUCCCUUUGGGGAGGCAUUGUCUUCACUUAGUGGGACUUUCUAAAUGUUUCUGGUGGGAUCACAUGUGCAUUACACCAUCCUCUUACCUGAUGGGGGUAAAUGCCUCCUCUAUUGGUUUAGGAUCAAAGGCUCAUCCUCCUGGCUUCUCUCACUGGGAAACAUUUGUCCUGGAGAGAGGUCAGGAAGGGGUUUUAGACAUGCCAGGAGAAAGGGCACGGGGUGUUUUCCUCCUGGGUCUGUAUUUCACUGUAACUAUUCUGCCCCCCAGAAGAGAAAGAAGUCCAAGAAGGUCCCUUCAGGAGGCCAACCCUAUCAGCUGCUUACAAACAGAAGCCAGAAAAUUAAGUUGGUGACCAAAAAAAUAAAAUCAGUCCCAAGCCACAGAGGUGACAGUUCUGCAGCCAAAGAAGGGAAACCAAAGGAUAGUCCAAUAAAAAAUAGGUAUUCUUCCCCCAGACACCUGCAGACUGCUACAAUAGUAGAGCUGCAAGAUCAGGGUGCCCUGCAGCUGGGGAACCGGAGAGUGGAUGUGCCUGAUGCUACAGAGAAGCACACAUGUCCUUUGCUUGUGCAGAAGAUUCCAGUUGUGAGUUUGAAAGAACAAGGCCUGGAAAGAAUCAGCAACAGUCCUUAUCUGAGGAAAGCAUUUGAAGGCUCCUUCGGUAUGAAGAGCCACGAGACCAAACUAGACCAGCAACCGGGCUAUGCUGAAGCAGGGCUAAUUGUACUCACCACCCAGUCUCUGGAGUCCUGCACACUAGCGGGCACAGAGGAAGCCUCUGCAAACAAAAAACAACUGUCACAAAAACCAUCUGAAGAGCAGGAAUCCCAGGAAGAGGAAGGCCCCAGGAAGCAACACAUGGGACUUGGGAAAAGAAGGUCUUCGGGGAUGUAUGUGCUGUACAACAGCAGCACGGCAAGCCUGGUCCUUGAGGGUGUUGAAGACAAUGGGUACCUGCUGCCAAGGCCAGGAGCACAGCAUGAAAUGUCCUGCAAGUGCCUAGCAAGCAGGAAGGAAGCAGCACAGGCACUGGGCUAUCUUCAGGGAGGGAGCAGCCCGCUGCAGCCAAGCCCAGCUGCUCUAACACCAGACAAUGAUAAACAUGAAGAUGACUCUUACCCUCCUCCCCCUCCCCCUUCUCCUUUCCCAUUGAGGGACAAUGACAAGCCUUCCCCAGAUGUAGAAUCCCCUCUCUUCAGAGAGGACAGCGCUCUAAGGGCAUCCAGUGAACAAGGCCACUGUCUUGAUUAACCCUUCAUUAGAUAAUUGCAGUGGGAACUUGACCCUGUAAUGUGUGGUGAUUGUAAGUGAAUGUGCAGGUUAAGGAACAGUUUGAUUGAGUUCAGGCACUCUCCUUGGGUGCCUGCUCUUGCCAUAGACAGCUGCAUCAAGAGACCAAGAAGGAGGGUGAGUGAGGUAACUUGCCUGCUCUAGGGACCUUUGAAUGUACAGGACAGCGUGAAUGCUCUGUGCUUUGUAAUUAAAACCACAGCUUUCCAUCCUCCUCCCUGGGUGUCUAUCUAUCCUGGCUAGUCUCUCCAGAAGAGGGGCCAAUUUGUGGGAGGGAAAAGGAGUUCCCCCCACCCAGCUCUGCUUUGCUGCACUUCCCUGCAGCUCCUGUAACCUUAUACAUAUGUGUUCCCAAUGAAAUAGUUAAACAAAAGAAUAAAACCAAACUGAAUUCUUUACAGUUCCAGCCUCCAGGGUGGUUCCAGAUCAUCUAAUUUAGUGGAUGACUGUCAAUAACACGAUGAGUGAUACAAUUAAAAAGUUUAUUUAAUAGGAAAUAGUUAAGCAAACAGGUAUUAUGCUAUAACCUACACUGAACUGAUACUUAGUCUAACAUGAAAUGAUAUAUUUAGGGGUGAUCAGUCCCUAAAUGAGAAGUGUGGGUAUAAAACGUUCUCUAACAGUACCUUGAUGGUGCAGCUUGAUGGCUGCAUGUAAUCUAAAGUUAGCCUGCUACCCUUUUUAUAAUCAAUUAUAAUUAUGCCCCUUAAUUAACAUUAAACCCAUCUGUUACCAUAUCUAUAUUUCCACAACCAUAAUUAAAUAUUUUCUACUUUCUCAUUGGCUAUUCAACAUUAAACAUUCUCCUAGUUAACAUUUACAUAAAUGCCAUGUCAAUAACUAUCAAUACAGAUAAAAUAUUCAUGUUUUGGAAAAUGCUAUCUAAAACAUUUGUAAAAACUAAUUAGGACAAAAGCAUGUUUACAACAUAGAUCUGUCCUGACUUAUCUUCAACUUGCCUCUGAAUUGUCACUUUACUCAUAUUUUUUUCAGACCUCAUGUGACUAUUCUUAGGAAAUAGAUUUUGGGCCUAUUUACAUUUCAACCCUUUUCUACAUAAACAUAAGUAAACCCUACCUCUAUGGGCUACUCUCCUUAUGGCAUUUCUGCCCCUGCCAGCCAAGGGCCCAGGUGUAGUUCCGUCAGGUGGCAGGAAGCACCAAGUCAGUAACCUAGUCUUUGUAGAUGACUUUGCGGUCAGUAUUUAUCCUUCAGGGGUGUAAAGGCUCAGAGUUUGUUAGUGUUUCUGUAUAGUAAAGAUCUCUCCUGAGCUCUUCUCCUAGACCAGCCCCACUGCCCUGGCAUAGUGGAUGGCAUCAACGCUGCCUCUCACUAGUAUGCCCAAUUUGGCACCAAGCAGCUGGCAGAUGCUGAAGGUUAAAGCUCAGCUUCCUAUAUAUACAAGGCCUGGGGUCUCUGCAGUGAAAGACAGACGCUUUGGGGAAAAGAAUCUGCUCUGAACACUUUAGGCUCUUGUGACUCCAGAGCAACUAACGCUGGCCAGAGCCUGGCAAUAAUUCCCCAAUGUGGAGAGCCAUAGUCCAGAUUCAGCAACCAAAACAGAUCAGUUCCUGUUUCAAUGAAUUAGCACCAGAAACCACCCAGGACAGAUCUGCUUGUCUGUCUGUUGGAGAAGUGCUGCUUUCAUGGUUCAUCAGAAUUGGCCUUGCUAAGUUAAGAAGGUCACUUCCACUGUCUAGGUGAGCCACCACUGAGGUUCAGCUGCUUUCCAUAAGCCCUAGAUAAGAUGAAGAGGAAGGGAUUCCCUCCCCACUCCUGAGACUUGUCUAAAAUAUGGUCAGGAGUCAGCGGGGAUUCGUCUGGUCCCCUGGGAACAUUGGCUGGCUUCCUGCUGAGUGGCUUGUAAAAUAACCAUUUCAACCUCUCUUGCAAGCCUUGUGCUGAUUUGACCCAGACUGUCCCCUGCAUGGCUGUGCAAAGUGGGGAGGAUGCCCUUUGGCUGGCUACAGCUGCAGUUCUUGGGUCGUUAGUCAACCCCAAGAGAACAUGGAGGAGGCAAGGCCAUGGAGACGAGUUCCUCAGUCAGUGUGCUCCCGUGGCAAGCAAAGGGGCUCCUCUGUCAGGUACCAGAAAACCCUGAGCUGGAGUCCUUUUGGCCUGUGGUUCCUAGGCAGGCCUUGACUUAAACCCCAGUGUUUGUUGUGAAUUGGGGCGAGUGAGGUUCCAGUUUCCCCAGAAUGUCCUGCGAGGUGGCCAUAGCUUUAGAAUGAAGAGCUGCCCCUUUUACUCUUCUCUCCUGCCCAGUGAGGAUUGCCCCUUCUGUGACCCCUGUUCUGUUCUCCUACACUCGCCUCUGCUCUCAGGUGCAACACUGCCAGCCCCAAGCAUCAAAACUCACGAGUCAGAUCCCCCAAAACAAUAAGAAGAAAUGCUGGGUUCUUUGCUUUGCCUUUAGGGGUUUGAAUUUGUAGAUUGCACUUGGGUCACGGUUUGAAGCUUUUCUCUGCAAAUCAUGAGGGCUGGAACCUUUUGUUUUUUUUGGCGAUGAAAGCUGAAAUUCUUACCUAGUCACAGGCCUCCAGAUGCUGGGGCUUUAAGAAAACUGCUGAAGAGCAAGAGCUUUGUGAUAAAAUGAUGAGAGUUAGUAACAUUGUAGCCCUGUACGAAAUCUGCAAAAAUCAUGCAAGAUGGAGAGGCUGCAGGAGGAAAUUAACCGGGCAUUGGGGCAAAAGCAAAGGGAAAGGGCUACUUUAAGGUCCUUCUAUGCUGCUCCAGAAGCAAGAGGCCUGAGAAGCUUGGCCAAGAGUUUCUACUAGAAAAAUGGCCCUGGCACUUUUUCUUGAGAGGAAACUUCAAAAUGUAACCGCCAGGGAGGUUCAUCAUUGAGAUUCUGUCUCCCUGUUCCCCCAGACACCUUGUCUGGCUAGGCUUUUGCCCGAUGCUUCCCCAGCAACUGGCAUCCAGAUUUCCUAAUGCAAUUCCAUACUUCAGCAGUGGCAGGGUGCCAGCGAGCCAAUCUGGCAACACCUGGGUGAGACAGAGGGAGAGCACCUAGCAGAAUUCAUCUCUGACUUUUUUGGGGGAAAUUAAGGAAAGUCCCAGCCCAAAAAUGUUGUUACACUGGAGUGAAGGUUGGAAAAAUCCUUGAAAUAAGGCAAUCUGGGGCUGUUAGAAAGGUGAUCUGAUCUAUCACCUCCAGAGAAAGGGAAGUGCCUAGGGGAUGUAAAAGGAAGUUUAGUUUGACAGUUUUCUGUUCAGUAAGAACUCACUUAUCAAUAGACACAGCUGGGAAACCUUUAUGUCUUAUUGCUUUAUAGAUGUAGUUGUGAAAUCCUCACUUCUGUAUUGUUUUGUCAUUAUAGGUUCCACUUUGCUAUUGUUUAUUUGCCUGGUCUCUGGUUCUGUGAUUGUUUCUGUCUGCUGUAUAAUUAAUUUUGCUGGGUGUAAAAUAUAGUUGGUUAAAUAAUCAUGUUACAAUAUGUUACGAUUGGUUAGUUAAAUUUCAGGAAAAUGAUUGGUUAAGGUAUAGCUAAGCAGAACUCAAGUUUUACUAUAUAGGUUGCAAUCAAUCAGGAAGUGGGGGGCGGGGGAAGAAUGGGAACAGGGAAUGGGGGUGGGGAAAUUGGAAUAAUGUUUUGCUAAGGGAGGGAAUGGGAACAGGGACACAGGUAAGGC
Molecule: messenger RNA, 8391 nt
Organism: Caretta caretta (loggerhead turtle)
Lineage: Eukaryota; Metazoa; Chordata; Testudines; Cheloniidae
Source: RefSeq, a predicted model, not a curated record